AUGUUCGACAUCCUCGAGGCUGACAUUGUGAUUUUUCAAGAGACCAAAAUCCAAUGGAAAGAUAUCCGAGAUGACAUGGUCCUCAUCCCGGGCUGGGACGUCUACUUCAGUCUCCCGAAGCAUAAAAAAGGCUAUUCUGGCGUCGCCAUCUACACCCGCACUGCGGUUUGUUCUCCUAUACGGGCUGAAGAAGGGAUAACCGGUGUGUUAUCCCCACACAAGUCAUCCAUCAGUUUCCGUGAUCAGCCCGCCGAAGUUCAAAUUGGUGGGUAUCCGACCCCGAGCCAACUCUCUCUAUGCUCUCUCGAUCCACACACCAUAGACUCUGAAGGACGCUGUAUAAUACUUGAGUUUCCAGCCUUUGUACUCAUUGGAACCUAUUGUCCCGCUACCCGAGACGAGUCCAGGGACGAAUUCCGACAUGACUUUCUAACGGUACUCGAUAUCAGGGUGCGCAAUCUCAUUGCCGGCGGGAAGAGAGUCAUUUUAACGGGCGACUUAAAUAUCAUUCGUGGCGAGCUAGACUCGGCUUAUAUCGAUGAAGUACUUGUGAAGAAGGAAGAUAUUGACAUUGAAGAAUUCUACUCUUCCCCUGCGAGACGUCUUUUUAACCAGCUAGUUGUCGACGGCAAGGUCAUUGGGGAAAGAGAUGAAGGCCGAAAAAAGGCCGUCAUGUGGGAUAUUUGCCGAUAUUUUCAUCCCUCUCGCCAUGGCAUGUACACUUGCUGGGAUCAGAAGAUAAAUGCUCGUCCCGGAAACUUUGGCUCUCGUAUCGAUUAUAUUCUCUGUAGUAUAGGAUGGAAUGAUUGGUUUUGCAAAUCAGAUAUUCAAGAGGGACUUAUGGGGUCAGAUCACUGCCCAGUCUACGCAGAAUUGAAGCAAAUGGUCGAGCUAGAUGGCAGUACUACUGAUAUUCGAGACAUCAUGAGUAAGGGCAUGUUCAAAGAUGGAAUUAGACAAAGAGAAUGGUCUACUAAUGAUCUCUUGCCCAUGUCAGCUCGAGUAAUUCUGGAACUCAAUCGUCGUCGAAGCAUAAAAGAUAUGUUUUUAAACUUAUCAACAGCUCCUUCAAAAAAGAGUAAUUCUUGUCUUGGUACUGAGGAGACGGAAGAAAGUAGAUCUAUAGUAGAAGUAGAUCCAGUAUCUUCUAGUCAGGAAGUUAUCUCAAGAAAACGGCCUCUAUUACCACAAGAUGAUAGACAUCAGGACGGGAAUAGUCGAAACGAAAGAAACACAGUUAACUCUACGCCCAAUAUUCUGGUUACUACCGCUCCUGCAUCAAGCUCGACAAAGCCUUUACAAAGAGCGGGGGAAUCGUCAAAUUGUUCGGUUCCUUCUGCCAAGCGUGCGAAAUACUCAAGCCAAAAGACCGCCGGUCGGAAAGAUGAAGGACGUUCUCAAGGUAACCUUCGGCAAUACUUCACAUCAAAGCCAUUGGAACAACAGACAAGGAACCAGAGCCAGGAUAUACAAACUACAUCUUCGCCAAUCAAGACUUUAGCCUCAGACACCCCUCAUUCUAAAGUAUCGGUUUCAGGUCCUAAUCUUGACGCAAUGAAUCAAGGAAAAGAUUUGCAAAGCUCUCUAGAGGGUGCAGAUGAAAAGGAAAGCGUGGACAAUGACCUUGCCGUUGAGAGCUGGUCAAAACUUCUUACUAAACGAUCUCCGCCGCUUUGUGAUCACGAUGAACCAUGCAUUAGUCUUGUCACCAAAAAGCCCGGAUUGAACUGCGGCAAAUCAUUCUACAUCUGCGCAAGACCCCUCGGUCCAAGUGGAAAGAAAGAGAAGAAUUCAUCAUGGCGGUGUGGAACAUUCAUAUGGAAUAGUGAUUGGACCCGAAAGAUGUGA
This is a messenger RNA of Blumeria graminis f. sp. triticale, 1848 nucleotides long. Lineage: Eukaryota; Fungi; Ascomycota; Leotiomycetes; Helotiales; Erysiphaceae. The record is from the annotation of a GenBank genome assembly.